This is a messenger RNA of Ylistrum balloti, 3363 nucleotides long. RefSeq names its product L-proline trans-4-hydroxylase-like. The record is from RefSeq and is a predicted model, not a curated record. The transcript is spliced from 10 exons. The coding region runs from base 172 to 1062 and encodes 296 amino acids. Lineage: Eukaryota; Metazoa; Mollusca; Bivalvia; Pectinida; Pectinidae.
UUGGAACAAAAACAAAAACAAAAAACUACCUGACUAGAAAUGUUCUUUACAUGAUAAUAUCUUGAUCCUACGACAGCUCGCGUGAAAGUUGGAGAUACGCAGAGGUCGGUGGCUGAGAAAUAAGUGACGGAAUCAAGAUUUAACCUCAGAACUGACAGCAACCAGAACAAAAUGGCCAAAUUAGCAGAGUUCAACAUGGAAGGUGAUGACUUUGAUGUUACGGAGGACAUGCUGCAGGCAUUUGAGGAGCAGGGAUACAUUAUAGUCCGGGGGUUGUUGAAUGGUGACGAGCUGAUUAAAGUGAAACAUGUUCUUGAAGACUCGGAUCUUGUACCAGCACAUGGAUAUGGGAUUCCAGAUUCAUCAGGUCGAAUGCCGAAGAUGGUUUUGUGGAGAGCAGCAGGAAGUGAUGUUACUGGUAUGAUUUGUCGCUGUGAGAAAGUUGUGACUACAUCAGAAAAGUUACUUGGAGGGGAAGUGUACCACUACAGCUCCAAAUUAGUAAUGAAGGAGCCAUUUAUUGGGGGACGACAGGAAUGGCACCAGGACUAUGGAUACUGGUACCAGAAUGGUCUGUUGACCCCAGAUGCUCUCAGUGUGUUUGUGGCAAUUGACAAGUGUACUAAAGCUAAUGGAUGUCUACAAAUUUUACCAGGAUCUCAAAAAUGUGGCCGGAUAGAGCACAAAAUGGUAUCAGGACAGACAGGUGCAGACUUGGAAAGGGUAGCAGAGAUCCGUAAAAAAUUACCCCUUACCUACGUAGAGAUGAAUGCAGGAGAUGCCCUGUUUUUCCACUCGAAUGUCUUACACAUGAGUGAUCCUAAUGACAGUGGUGAUCGUCGCUGGGCCCUGAUAAUGGCCUAUAACCGGGCCAGCAAUAACCCUGUGGAGAGGCUGGCCGCACCCUUCCCGAGAUAUACACCACUAGUGAAGGUCCCAAACUCGGCAAUAUUGAGUUGUACCAAUGUCAGUGAUUUCACGGGAAAAGACUUCCUGAACCCAUUGGAUGACAAAACAGUGAAGGCUGACACUAACAAACCAAGCAACCUCCAGAAAGCCUAGUUAGAUAUCCAGUGUUAUUGAAGGUAGAACAGGUUACGGAUGUUUUACACAAACACAAAUAUUAAAAUAAAAAGAAAUGCCAAAUAAUCGUUUCUUACAUCUGUGGAAUAUCUUUUUGUGAAUUUUGGAACUAUAUUCACCCAACUGAUAUUCCAGCUAAUGAACUCAUAUAAUUUGACUUGUUAACAUAUGUCAUAAAGGGUAGUAGUGAUCAAUCACAACAGGCAGGAGAGGUCGGGUUCGUAGAUUUUGUUGUCUACCGGUUUCGCCCUACUUGGGCUUCAUCAGGACAAAGUUACACAAGUUUUUUAGCACCUAAUGUACAAAAAAUGAGGAUACCUCUUAAUUGUUGACUAUGACGUCCAUUCAAGCGGCAUAACUCCGUCACAUUUGUAUUACUGUUGAAUAUGUAGAGACACAUGUUUAAGUUAACAUCAACCUAAUUCAUAUACUUUAAAAGUGUUCAUUUCUAUGGGGCUUAGAUUUAGUGGUUUGACAGAAGAAUUUGUGGUUAAAUUUUUUAUUACGAAAUCUAUUAUGACUAUAAUCUAUGUCAACUAUUAUCAAUUUACUAUUUUGUAGACAUAUAUGUUCAUGGAUUUAGAAUAAAAAUAUAAAUCUCUCGAAAAUUAAUGACUGUAUAGUGUUUGCAAUAAGAUAAAAUAUGGUAUUGGAGAAAGGUUGUGAAUGGUAGUGAUUUGUAAUUUUAAAUAGUAAAUUACUGCACCUAUUUCUGUAACUUUUCACCAUGAGAAAAUAUCAGGCAUAGCUGUCCAGACUAACACGUCAGUUAUAACAUCACAAUAUCUCCUGAAAUAAAACAAAAUUGACAUCAAAUCACAUAUACAAACCAUACAUUAUAACUUCAUUGUUAUAUAAGAGAUUAAAUCUCUAAUAAAUCAGAUAAAAUAGAUGUGUACAAAUGAGGGGACAUUUUAAUGUCCAAAAGUGCCUAAUGCCAGUAUUAUACUACAUAGCCAUGCGUGAUAGUGGAACAUGGCAUUACCCACAACUUAUUGCCUAAUUUGGAAAUUUCAAAUUUUGCUCUGCAUGUUGUAGUCUGUUGAAUUUAAUGUUAAUUGUUAGUUAUUUAUGAUUAUUUCUUCAAGAUUAUUUGCUUUAAAUAGCAGGUGAUAUGGAGAUAUCUCGUUUUUGUGAUCAUUCACAAUGAGAAUAUAUAUAGAUCUUGUAUAUGAUAAGCCAUAAAUGGCAAGUGCAGUGUGUGAUCGGACUAUAACAGGAGGAAAACAUGUUACUUUAGCUUGACAAACGUACAAUAUGGUUAGUGCUGUGACGUACUGUUGCUCAUCACCUUUAGGACAAGUUGACAAGAGCCAAUUUAGCACAACGCCUAGCUCUGUUCACAAAAUUGCAAUUGAACUUCAGUUAUUUAGUAAGCAUUGAAGUCUGUCAUUCCAUCAGCCAGAUCUACACAACAUAUACUUACGUAUAUCAUUAUGGAAAUAUUUCUUAUUUUGGUGCUUUUGUGCUGUUUACUAGAUUCUGUAAUUGUGAAUUAAUUAUUCUUAUAUCCAUAAUGGUCAUACACUAAUACAGGUAGCUUAGUAUGAAAUGUAAUCAAGUUUAAUAUUUCACAAGAUGUAAAUGUGAUAUGUGCUGAUCAAUUUUAUCAAUAUUUUACAUAAGGAUAUGAAGAUAAUGAUUGUUAUAAAACUAUUUAUAGUUCAGUCUGUGUUUUCUGUAGCUUUAUAUUUCCUUUCUGUUAUGUUAAUAGCAUUUUUCCACUUUGGUGAUUUUCACCAGAAUGCCAUAGUAUUAAUUUUUGUAUUACAAUCAAAACGAUAUGUUAAGUAAUUUUAUCUUCCUAUUGUGUAACUCUUUAUUGUGUUCUUAUCAACAAAUAAGCAUUUAAUGUUAUUUGUUAUUGUGUUAUGUUUGAGUAUCCAGAUUAAUGUGGAAUUUGGAAUGGAAGUGACAUUGUGAUUUUUUUUUACAUUCCAUUUUGAGGAAACUUUUUUAAUCUUUUUCUUUUGAGAACUGAAUAAUUGUGAUGAAAAUUAAAAUUUUCUUAUCUUUGAAGUUUCUGAAACAUUUCGGUAACACUCAUUUGUGCAAUAAUAAAAAAGUAGAAUAGCAAGUAUUUAAAGUCAUUUCUCACUGUUGCCUGAAGUGUUUGAUGUUCGCGGCUGUAGAUGUGCUGUAAUAAAACCACUUUUAUUGCCUAAUACUACAAUUGUAUAUUUACUGACAUUUAAAACCAUGGUAACUGCUUCAUUUGCUACUUCAGUUGAUUUCUUUGCUUGACUUGUAAAACAUCUUAAUAAAAAUUGAUGUAAAGGA